Rosa chinensis is the source of this 1189-nucleotide messenger RNA. RefSeq names its product homeobox protein HD1. The record is from RefSeq and is a predicted model, not a curated record. The coding region runs from base 1 to 882 and encodes 293 amino acids. Gene Ontology annotation, cellular component: nucleus. Gene Ontology annotation, molecular function: DNA binding. The transcript has 5 exons. NCBI's taxonomy places the organism in Eukaryota, Viridiplantae, Streptophyta, Magnoliopsida, Rosales, Rosaceae. Gene Ontology annotation, biological process: regulation of DNA-templated transcription.
AUGCAAGACAGUGGCUUGGGAAUGAUGGGUUCUGGCGGAGGUGGAGGUCUGAGUGGCGGCGGCGGCGGUGGUGACGACCAUACUCACCAACUUAAGUCUGAGAUUGCCACACACCCUCUCUACGAACAACUCCUGUCGGCACACGUGUCGUGUCUCCGGGUCGCCACGCCGAUCGAUCAGUUGCCGUUGAUCGAUGCUCAGCUCUCACAGUCACACCAUCUCCUCCGCUCCUACGCCUCGCACCAACAACAGCACGGCCAUUCUUUAUCGCCCCAUGAGCGCCAAGAGCUCGAUAACUUCUUGUCGCAGUAUUUGAUAGUGUUGUGCUCGUUCAAAGAACAACUGCAGCAACAUGUGAGAGUUCAUGCCGUCGAGGCGGUCAUGGCCUGCCGUGAGAUUGAAAGCACCUUGCAGGCUCUUACUGGAGUGAGUCUGGGUGAAGGAACAGGUGCAACAAUGUCAGAUGAUGAAGAUGACAUGCCAAUGGAUUUCUCUAUGGAUCAAGCUGGCUCUGAUGCCCACGACAUGAUGGGAUUUGGACUCCCUACUGAAUCGGAAAGAUCUCUCAUGGAAAGAGUUCGUCAGGAAUUGAAGAUUGAGCUUAAGCAGGGUUUUAAGUCGAGAAUUGAGGAUGUAAGGGAGGAAAUCUUAAGAAAAAGAAGGGCAGGGAAAUUACCUGGAGACACAACUACAGUGCUGAAGAAUUGGUGGCAGCAACACUCAAAGUGGCCAUAUCCAACUGAAGAUGACAAGGCAAAACUUGUGGAAGAGACAGGGUUGCAGCUUAAGCAAAUAAACAAUUGGUUCAUCAAUCAAAGGAAGCGCAAUUGGCACAGCAACUCUCAGUCAGUGACUUCUUUGAAGUCGAAGCGCAAAAGAUGAGACAAUUGUUCAAUGGAAGAAGUAAAUGGUGACCUUACUUUUGUGUCUGAUAUAUAUUGCUAUUUUGUGACCUUGGGGUGGGGAGUAAAUAUAAUCUAGCCUAGCCAACACCUGUGAAAGCAUUGAAGAGAUUUAGAUGUUUGAUACAGAAGUAACAAAUGGGCAACAAAUAGCUUAAUUACAUGUGAGGUUGGUAAAUUCAUGUUUUAAAUGUAGUGGUACUCUAUCUCUGUUGUACUAUAUUCAUUUACUUAAUUUUGAGUUUGCUUCCAUCGAUGCUUGCAAAUGUAGACUGGUUAUGAGCUUA